AUGAAUAUAAGUCUCAAAAAUAUAUUUAAAGACAUUGAUCGUCGUUAUGGUAUUACAUAUCGACGUUUGAAACGAAGAUCUCGACGAUCAUUGAUAUUCUGUAUUAUUGGUACUAUUAUUGUAUUUUAUUUACUAUCGAAAUUGAUACCUCAUCAAGGAACAUAUAAUAAAAAUAUUCAUUAUGAUGAAUGUCUACGUAAUAGAUUGGAAAAGUUUUCACAUGAUCAAGAAGAAAUGAAUAGUAUAUUCAACCAUGAACCACUUCAAUAUGGAGAAAUUGCCAGUUUACCAUUUACAGGCAAUGGUUAUCUUGGUUUAUCCCUAUCCAGUCAAUCUCAAAUUCAAUUUUUAACUGAUAUUCGUUCUCCAUUUAUAUCCAGUGGUUAUUCACCAAUUGUUCAAAUAUCGUCUGAUACAUGGGAAGCUUCCAGUGCAACAAUAGUACAAAUGAAACAAGGUCUUGUAAGACGUAUUCAAUGUUUUAAAUUUAGUAAAGAACGUUCCGCAUAUGUAACGCAUUUAUUAUAUGCACAUCGACAAAGAACAUCAUUGAUUGUUCAAGAAAUUGAGAUAAUCAAUCCAACUGAAAAUACACUUGAUAUUGAUUUACAACAAAAAAGUCAAAUAUCUAAAACUGAUUUUAAACAACUUGAUCAACAAGAUGUGCAAUUUGAUUCAACUAAAGAUAUAUAUUUAAUGACAACUAAUCAAAUAUCUACUCGACAGAAUAAUUUGAUUAUUUUCGUUAUUAUUACUAAUAAAAUUAUAAUUAAUAGUCAUGUUAAACCUGGUAGUCAAGAAAAACAAACGAUUUUAACUGUUGUUAAAUUUUCUUCACUUCUUGCAAAAAAUUCUCUAUCUAAUGAAACUUAUUUUCAACAAGUGCAAAAUAAAUUACAACAACAAGCUAAAGAUGAUAUGUCCGAUGCUUUAUCAGCAUCAUCAUUAAGAUUAUUGAAAGAACAUACUGAUACAUGGUCAUCAAUAUGGCAAAGUGGUUUUAGAAUAAGUCGUUCAUUAGCACCAUCAGCUAUGAAUGGUGAUAUUAUUAAUAGAACUAUUUAUUAUGUCAUUUGUUCAACACCAUCACCAAUUUAUGAACUAAAUAUUAAUGAAACAAAAAGAAAUGAAUUAAAUCAAAGUCUUUUUCAAAUAGAUCAAUGCUAUGAAAGUCAUUCCACAUUAAUUGGUGAAAAAUUAUGGAUCGCACCGGGUGAUGAUUUAGCCGUAUCACAACUAGCACAUCUCUGGCGGUCGACAUUAUCUCGAAAAGGUUGUUUUACAUUGAUGCGAAGUGGUGCUAAUGGUGUUCUACAAUCCAUGUUGCUAUCAAUUGGUGGUAUACGUUUUCGUAAUCAUCAUCUUGAAAUGUAUUUAGAUCCAAAAGAUCUUCAUCGUGAUAUGUUUUUUCGUUCGAUUAAUUUUGGUAAACAAUAUCAUGUAAAUAUAAGUAUUACAGUAGGACAUGAUAAUCGUGCUGUUAUUGAUGUAUCAGUUGAUAAUGAAAAUGCACAAGCAUAUGCAUGUGAUGCUGGUUGUUUAGAUCCACCAACGAAACUUAGUCCUCAUCCAGUUCGAUUUCCUGUAAAAAUGACAAGUCCACCAACUGCCAUUCUUUAUAUAACAGAAGAUUUUGAAUAUAUGUCACAAUUAAAAGAUACAUUACAUGUUAAAGAAGUUGAAAUAGCUCCUCCUCAUGCACACGAUGUUCUUGCACUUCAUCGACAUGGUCAUAAACUUGGUGGUUUACCCAUAAUCUUCUGGAUUGCAUUGGCAUUUUUAAUAAUUAUUUUUCAUUUAUUUUUAUUAAAAAUAGUUCUUAAUGAAAUGGGUUUUUUCAAGCAUACAUUACCAACAUAUACAAGAGCACGUGUUCUCUAA
This is a messenger RNA of Adineta steineri, 1881 nucleotides long. The record is from the annotation of a GenBank genome assembly. Lineage: Eukaryota; Metazoa; Rotifera; Eurotatoria; Adinetida; Adinetidae.